CAGGCUGGCGUGUUUAACUUUAGAUCUCAGUAAUAAUUACGCGAGGUAAUUACCGGUGAUUAUUCUUUAAUGGAAGGAAACGCACCUCAUUAAACCGGUGCGGUCAGAAUAAACGGUUUAAUAAUAAAACACAGCGAAACCCGAGAUCUGUAAUAUCAGACAUAUCAGUAUCACCACACUGACUGAAGUCAUGUCAUAUUAUAUGGCCAUUGUGCGUGCGCAUUGUGCGAGCGAGCGAGCGAGAAAGAGAGAGAGAUAAUUAAUACAUCCAGUUUAUAAUAUUUAUUACUUCACGAUCAAAACCUACGAAAUGAGAAAAUCGCUUUUUUCCCCAUAAAACGAUAGCUUGAUGUAGCAGCCCCUUGGAGCGCGUUCUAAUGUGGUCUGGAUGCGGUCUUGAAGGGGGCGCGGGGGUCGAAGUGUUGCGAAACCGGGGCGCGCACAGAAUACAAGCGCGCCGCGGCAGCGACAGGAGUCUGGCUACAGGCUGCAGAGUGUGUGUGAGUGAGAGCAUCUAUAGAUCUGACCCGGAGGAGAGUGUGUGUGUAGCUUGUGUGGGAGACAGAAGGGAGAGCGGAAUGCACGUGCACAACUUUGGAUAACUCACCCGGCAGGACAGAAACACCUCUCUCGCUCCAUCUCUUCUAUCAUCUAUCUCUCUCCUUGCUAACGGAUUCAAGCGGCGUGAUAGACUACUGCUCUGGCUGCGGGGAAGGUGUUAAUGUGUGCUUAUAGGAUGUGCACGUUCGGUGGGAUGUUGUGUCGCGUGGUGUCGGUGCUGUGGCUGGUCCUUUCGGUGGUCUCGGGGUUCAACCUGCAUGCGGAGCGCCCGGCCGUGUACCGAGGACCAGAGGGGAGCUACUUUGGUUACUCCGUGGACUUCUACCGACCGACCCCCGAAAGCAGCACGUUGAGUGUGUUGGUGGGAGCGCCCAAGGCCAACACAUCCCAGCCAGGCAUCAUAGAGGGAGGAGCUGUCUACUACUGUCCCUAUCCCCCAAACCCCGACUCCACCAAGCAACCCUACAGCUGCACACAGAUACCCUUCGACAACGCCAAUAACAGGAUGAUUAAGGUUAAUGGCACCAGGGAGCCUCUGGAGUUCAAGUCUCACCAGUGGUUUGGAGCCUCAGUUAGAACUCACAAAGGAAAAGUGGUGGCCUGUGCUCCUCUCUACCACUGGCGUACUGUGAAGGUGAACAGUGAGAAGGACCCGGUAGGAACCUGCUAUGUUGCCGUGCAGAACUUCAGCGCCUACGCAGAAUACUCACCCUGUAGGACCAAUGAUCCAGACCCGGAGGGACAGGGUUUCUGCCAGGCCGGGUUCAGUGUGGACUUCACCAAGGAGGGGACACUGGUGGUGGGCGGACCUGGAAGCUUCUACUGGCAAGGUCAGGUGAUGACUGCAGGCGUAGCAGAGAUAUUGAAUGGUUACUCUCUGAAAGCCGUGCUCAGGAGAGUCCAUGGAGAGAAACAGACCCACGCUGCAGCUGAUACCCAUGACGACAGCUACCUAGGUUACUCUGUGGCAGUGGGGGAAUUCACAGGAGACUCAGAGCAAGAGCUGAUAGCUGGGGUUCCGAGAGGGGCACAGAACUUUGGAUAUGUAGCUGUGAUUAACUCCACUAAUCUGACAUUCAUCAUGAACUUCACAGGAGAGCAGAUGGCUUCCUACUUUGGCUAUUCUGUGGCUGUUACUGACCUCAAUGGAGACGGGUAUGAUGAUGUACUGGUAGGAGCCCCUCUCUACAUGGAGAGAGAGAGGGAGAGUAAGCCCAAGGAGGUGGGCCGUGUCUACCUGUACCUCCAGCACUCCCCGCUCACCUUCUCCGAGCCCCUUCUUCUGACGGGAACACACACCUUUGGACGCUUUGGCACUGCCAUCGCCCCGCUAGGAGACCUCAACCAGGACGGAUACAAUGACGUGGCAGUGGGUUGUCCGUUUGGAGGGGAGGACCGGAGUGGCCUGGUGUUGAUCUACAAUGGCCAGAGAGACCUGACGGCCCGCGGCCUAACCCUCAGCCAGGAGCUCUAUGGAGCCUGGGACUCCAGUAGUGGCCUCUCCGGCUACGGCUUCACACUGAGGGGGGACAGAGACCUGGACAACAACCAUUACCCUGAUCUGAUAGUGGGAGCAUUUGGUAAAGGGGAGGUGUCGGUGUACAGGGCUCGUCCUGUAGUGUCAGUGGAGGCUGAGAUGAUCCUGACUCCUAGAAUCCUGAACCCUGACGACCGAUCCUGCCUCCUGACAGAAUCUGAUACCAUGGUAACCUGUCUCAGGGUAGAUAUUUGUGCGAAGGUGAGCGGUGUGGGGAUCCCAGACUCUGUAGUCUUGAAUGCAGAGCUGCAACUGGAUUGGCUGAAAGGUGUGAGGGGCGGAGUAAAAAGAGUUCAUUUCCUGGAUUCCCAUCAGCCCCAGCACACAGGGGUCCUAACUCUUGGCCACAGCCGUCCACACUCCUGCCUGAACUACACGGUCUACCUACGAGGGGAGGAUGAAUUUAGGGAUAAAUUGACUCCCAUCUCAUUGGCUCUGAACUACAGUUUAGCCCCUCCUUCCAACCUGGACCUCCCCCCUGUCCUCAACCGCUACAGCAGUACCUUCCUGCAGGAACAGGCGUAUAUUCUGCUGGACUGUGGGGAAGACAACAAGUGUAUUCCAGACCUCCAGCUGUCUGCAAGCAUGGACCGUACAGAGCUGGUGAUCGGGGAUGACAACCUGGUCAUGUUGACCAUAAACGCGGUUAACAAAGGAGAGGGGGCAUAUGAGACAGAGCUACACACACUCCUACCCCCUGAGGCUGAUUACAUAGGAGUGGAACGCAGGAUAGAGUCUCUAUCCAGGUUGAACUGUGAGUACAGAAUGGUGAAUGACUCCAGACUGGUGGUGUGUGACCUGGGGAACCCUAUGGUUGCUGGAACAGAAGUAUCUGUAGGUUUAAGGUUUGCUGUCCAAAGGCUGGAUGAUGCCGGUCCUCACAUUGACUUUGACCUACAGAUCCACAGUUCAAACAAAGACAACUCCAAGAGCAACCCAGUCAGUCUGUCUCUCUCCAUCUCUGCCAGAGCUCAGCUAGACCUGAGGGGGGUGUGUCAUCCCUCUCAGGUGGUUCUUCCGUUUCCUCACUGGGAGCCCAAAGAGAAGCCGGUCAAAGAGGAUGACGUAGGACCCCAGGUCACACACAUCUACGAGCUCCAUAACUCAGGUCCCAGCAGUAUUCGGGAGGCGGAGCUCCAGGUGGGCUGGCCCUCUCGUUUCCGUGACGAACACCUGCUCUACGCUAUGGAGGUUCUAACGGAAGGACCAAUCAGCUGCCGGAGCAACACCAGCCUCAACCUCCUGGGCCUACAGAUGUCCUCUGUCCAGGACACUCCAGAAUUGUUGGGCUUUCUGAGAAACAGUAGCUCUCCUCACCGCUACAGACGAGCCACCAGCGCUGCCCAGCCCUACAGCAGCAAGACCCUGAACUGCAGUAACAUCAUUUGUCUAAGAGUUCUGUGUGUGGUCGGGCGGUUGGACCGUGGUCAGAGCGCUGUAGUCAAGAUCCGCUCCCGACUCUGGGCUCACACCUUCCUCCAGAGACGUAACGACCCAUACCUCCUCAACUCCACCGUGUCCUUCAGAGUGACGGCCCUGCCCUAUCGCCUCCAGCCCGCCUCCUUACCCCAACACACCACUUCAAUGGGUACACUGGUGCUGUGGGGGACUCCUGAUGUGGCGUUUGCUGUUCCUCUGUGGGUCAUCAUCCUGGCCAUCCUACUGGGACUGCUGGUCCUGGCCAUGCUAACACUGGCCAUGUGGAAGUGUGGGUUCUUUGACCGAGCACGGCUGCCAGCGGAUGACGUGUCAGAUCGUGAGCAGCUGACCUCUGACCAAUUAGCAGACGCCUAAGAGCACCCACUCGCGCCAUGGAGACCAGUUCUUGAUUCAAGGAAGCUGUUUGGGAGGAGUUCCACUUCAAGUGAAAUUAAACUGAAAUGAGAUCUGCAGGCAGACUGCACUCACAGAUCAAAGGUUCUUUACCCCUUUUAAAGCUGAUCUGUCAUCAGUGAUUGGACUGCAAGCUCACAGGCCAAAGGCUGAAGUGCCAUUAAGACUUGUAUUCAAACAUCACCAGAGAGACUGGGAACAACCCACACAGAUGGAACUGCACACAUAAACACUAUUUAAGCAAACACAACCACUUGGAUGUAUAGAAGGCCUCAAGACAAUCUUGGACAGUAGAAUGGACUCUGGUCCUAACCCUGCUUGUAGUUGAAUAUGUUUCUAUGCACCGCUUGCCUCUGUGGGUUAGACUACUUGGGGAUCUGUAUGGUUGGAUAAUUCAGUUGGAGUUAACCAGUCUGGCUAACUUCAAAUGGAGUUACCAUCUGAUGUCAGUGACUUUGUGUCUGCCUGCUUUCACUGUUAAAUGCAUUCCACCAUUGAUCAAAUGCACACACACACACAAAUACACGCUCGCUCGCGCGCGCGCACACACACACACAUAUAGGGGGCUGUAUAUAUCUAUGGAUGGUGUAUGUGCAAUAUUGGGACAUUCUGUGUGAUACUGAAGCUUGUUUACACUGGUAUUAUUUUAUUAGAACUUGGUGUUCAAAUUCUUUGUGUAUAUUGUUUAGUUAGUAUACUAUUGUCUAUGUGAGUGUUUUUGUUGGCAUAUUAGUAUAUACAGUGCCUUCAGGAAGUAUUCAGACCCCUUUACUUAAAAAAAAUAUAUAUUGUGUUACAGCCUUAUUCUAAAAUGGAUUAGAUCAUUAUUUUCCCUCAUCAAGCUACACACAAUACCCCAUAAUGACAAAGCAAAAACAGGUUUUUAGACAUUUUUGUACAUUUCUUAAAAAUAAAAAACUGAGCAAUUACAUUUACGUAAGUAUAUGUAAUAAGUAUUCCGACCCUUAACUCAGUCUGAGGUCCUAAGCGCCCUGAAGCAGGUUUUCAUCAAGGAUCUCUCUGCACUUUGCUCUGUUCAUCUUUCCCUCGAUCGCUGCCAAAGGUGCUUCGACAAAGUACUGAGUACAGAGUAAAGGGUCUGAAUACUUAUGGAAAUGUCAUAUUUCCAAAAAUCUUUGCAAAAAUGACCAAAUCUGUUUUUGCUUUGUCAUCAUGGGGUAUUGUGUGUAGAUUGAUGAGGGGGGAAACAAUUGAAGAUAUUUUUGAAUAAGGCUGUGACAUAACUAAAUGUGGAAAUAGUCAAGGGGUCUGAAUACCUUCCGAAGGCACUGUAAGUAUUGAAAGAGAGAAGUGUUUAUAAUGGGUCCAACUGUUUAGAAAAGAGAACGUGGGACUGGGCUAAAUACAAAAGGAACUACAUUAACAUUAGCAUCCAAUGUGAGAGGUUUAGGACUAGAUUCAAUCAAACCAAUUGUUAAUAGGCGCUAGCUGACACCCCAUAACUAGCCGACAAACCCAGAAUGAUUCCAAACACAUUUAAAAAGAAAGGGAAAGUCAUUGAGUUACAUCUCAGAAAACACAACACUAAAGUAUACAACAUAAUAUUACUUCAGUACAAAGCAAAAAUGUAAUAGCCUAACAGUUUCAAGUGAUUAGGUGAUCUUCUAGGUCUAUGUAGCAGUAACCUCAAGGGCUGGCGGGGAGGCCAAGAGUACUAAUUUUAUAGGCCUAUGUAGCAGUAACCUCGAGGGCUGGCGGGGAGGCCAAGAGUACUAAUUUUAUAGGCCUAUGUAGCAGUAACCUUAAGGGCUGGAGGUGGGGCCAAGAAUACUGAUCUUGAGGAAGGUGAUGCUAUAGGCCUAUGUAGCAGUAACCUUAAGGGCUGGAGGUGGGGCCAAGAAUACUAAUCUGGAGGAAGGUGAUGCUAUAGGCCUAUGUAGCAGUAACCUUAAGGGCUGGAGGUGGGGACAAGAAUACUAAUAGGAUAUCAUUAGGUCCCAGCUGGAAUAAAAUUAGUUGGUUGAAUCUUGAAAGGUCUACUUAAUUUUGUCUAAUUUUAGGAAAAUGAGUUGGGCCAAAGAGAGGCUGAGGGAGGGUUGAUAGAUUUCCAAUCCAAUAGAAUCCUUCUGUGUGCCAACAGGGAGGCAAUGGCAUCUAGCAGUCUAUUGGUCAGGGAAGGAUUGUUGUUUGGUAAAAAUAGCCAUUUCUGCACUAGGCUGCCACUCUAUAUCAAAUGCUUCAGAAAGUGUUUUAAAUAUAGUGAACCAGUAGUCUGCCAGACAGGGACAAAACCAGAUUAUGUGAGUCAAGUGUGCCAAAGAGCUUUUACACCUGUCACAUGUACCAUCAAUAUUUGGGUUGAAUUUGGAGAGCCUGGCCUUACUGAAAUGGAUACAGUGAAGUAUAAAGCUGAGCCGGGCACAAGAGGAGCUUCCAUUUACCCUAAGCAAGGCACUAUUCCAGACUUCGUUCGAGGUCUCUCAACCAAGUUCCUUUUCCUGCUCAGAUCUAAUUUUAUUAAGUGAUGGGUUAUCAAAGGACAUGAUUAUCUCAAAAAUACCUACAUUUGGAAAUACCUAAAUACACUUGAAUGGGGUAGAUUGCCAAUGUUGAUGACCUCGCUAUCAAAUGUAAAGGUGCCAUCAAUAUAAAGGCCAUUAAACUUAGUAAGGCCAUUCCUCUGCCACAGACUUCAAGCUGAAUCCAGUUUGGCUGGUUUGGCUGAAAGGAAGAGGUGAUUAUUACAUAUAGGAACUUAGAGAAUUCACAGAAUUUAAAGUGUUGACGGAAUUAAGGCCAAAUUUUAAGAAUAUUGACAACAAUUGGAUUGGAUGUGUAGCGCGAAGCUGAAAUAGUAAGAUUGGAGGUGACUAAAGCUGACAAAGAAGAAGAGAAAUAGGAGUUGACUUCUGUUUGACACAAGUCAGUUUCUGGGGUGCGAAGCCAGUAAACAAUAUUUUGUAUAUUCGAUGCCCAGCAAUAAUGCAUAAGGUUAGGAAGGACUUGUGUGUUCUAUCUCUCUGGAGGAAUGCUUUAUGUAUUAUUGGACUCCCACCGCUCCCCCCAAAAAGAUAUAAACUUAUCCACUAAAGUGAAAAAAGGCUUGGGUAGAAAAAUGGCUGAUGUUUUGGCAGUGUCGGAGGUGUAGCUGCAUUAGAGCAGUCAAAUCGGUGAGCAGCUGCUCUUGAUCACUGUCAUGAAGCCACACCGUCCCACUGGCGUUAGAAGUUCAGAAUAAGAAAGUGUAGGCUAUAUAGAAAUGACGCUCUAAUUGAAAAUCAUUAAACUAAAUCAUGAUGAUUUCUAUCAGCCUAAUCGAGGUGAAGAUUACAUCUCACAUUCUAGUGUUCGAACUUGUAAACAAGGCUACAUGGGAUUUCUCUUAAUGCGACGCUGUGCAGCCAAUGGCAAUGUCCGAUGGAGGUAUAAUGCCAGGAGCCCUUGUGGAUUUGACAGCUCUAACGCAGUUCACCUCCGACACCGCCAAAACAACCUCUAUGCAGAUGUCGGCUAAAGUGGAUCUGAUGGAAUAGAGCAAUAAGAGAGUAAGGUUCAAACUUAAUUUCAAUUUACUUCACUUCUAAUAAUUCAGAGUAUGUAAUAUGAAGGAUUCUCAUUACAAAUUUGAUUUGUGUUUUAUACGGAAGAAUACUGAAAGAUCAUUGAAAUAAAGUGUCCUUAAUUGCCAAGUA
This is a messenger RNA of Oncorhynchus mykiss (rainbow trout), 7584 nucleotides long. It is a transcript of the gene itga8, whose product is annotated as integrin subunit alpha 8. Gene Ontology annotation, molecular function: integrin binding. Gene Ontology annotation, cellular component: integrin complex; external side of plasma membrane. Gene Ontology annotation, biological process: cell adhesion mediated by integrin; integrin-mediated signaling pathway; cell-cell adhesion. NCBI's taxonomy places the organism in Eukaryota, Metazoa, Chordata, Actinopteri, Salmoniformes, Salmonidae. The record is from RefSeq and is a predicted model, not a curated record.